GGUACCACGGUGCCAGCCUUACUGAACAGUACUUCCAACCAACUCUACUUACAUUUCCAAUCUGAUAUCAGUGUGGCAGCUGCCGGUUUUCACCUGGAAUACAAAACUGUAGGCCUUGCUGCAUGCCAGGAACCAGCACUCCCGAGCAAUGGCAUCAAACUAGGAGAUCGGUACAUGGUAAAUGACGUGCUCUCCUUCCAGUGUGAGCCUGGAUACACCUUGCAGGGCCGUUCCCACAUUUCUUGUAUGCCGGGAACUAUCCGUCGCUGGAAUUACCCAACUCCCCUCUGCAUUGCGACCUGUGGAGGGACACUCGGUACCUUGGCAGGCGUGAUCCUGAGUCCCGGCUUCCCAGGCUCUUACCCCAACAACCUGGACUGUGUCUGGAGGAUCUCUCUGCCCAUUGGCUAUGGUGCACAUAUUCAGUUUCUGAAUUUUUCUACUGAAGCCAAUCAUGAUUACCUUGAAAUUCAGAAUGGACCCUACCACACGAGUCCUAUGAUCGGGCAGUUCAGUGGCACAGAUCUACCCUCUGCUCUGCUGAGCACCACGCAUGAAACGCUCAUCCACUUUUACAGCGACCACUCACAAAACCGUCAAGGAUUUAAACUUGCUUACCAAGCCUAUGAAUUACAGAAUUGUCCAGAUCCACCCCCAUUUCAGAAUGGGUACAUGAUCAACUCAGAUUAUAGUGUGGGACAAUCGAUUUCUUUUGAAUGUUACCCUGGGUACAUUUUGAUAGGCCACCCUGUCCUCACGUGUCAGCAUGGGAUCAACAGAAAUUGGAACUAUCCUUUUCCAAGAUGUGAUGCUCCUUGUGGAUAUAAUGUGACAUCUCAGAAUGGCACCAUUUAUUCCCCUGGGUUUCCAGAUGAAUAUCCGAUUUUGAAGGACUGUGUUUGGCUUGUCACGGUGCCCCCGGGGCACGGAGUUUACAUCAACUUCACUCUUUUGCAGACGGAGGCUGUUAAUGAUUACAUUGCUGUUUGGGAUGGUCCUGACCAGAAUUCGCCUCAGCUGGGUGUGUUCAGUGGCAACACAGCCCUUGAGACAGCCUAUAGCUCCACCAACCAAGUCCUGCUCAAGUUCCACAGUGACUUUUCAAAUGGAGGUUUCUUUGUCCUCAAUUUUCACGCAUUUCAGCUCAAGAAAUGUCAACCUCCCCCAGCAGUUCCACAAGCAGAAAUGCUUACUGAGGAUGAGGAUUUUGAAAUAGGAGACUUCGUGAAGUACCAGUGCCAUCCUGGGUACACCUUGCUGGGGACUGACACUCUGACCUGCAAGCUAAGUUCCCAAUUGCAGUUUGAGGGUUCUCCUCCCACAUGUGAAGCACAAUGCCCAGCAAAUGAAGUCCGGACAGAAUCAUCUGGAGUAAUUCUCAGCCCAGGGUAUCCAGGCAACUAUUUUAACUCCCAGACAUGCUCUUGGAGUAUCAAAGUGGAGCCAAACUAUAACAUUACCAUCUUUGUGGACACAUUUCAAAGUGAAAAGCAAUUUGAUGCACUGGAAGUGUUUGAUGGUUCUUCUGGGCAAAGUCCUCUGCUAGUGGUCUUAAGUGGGAAUCAUACUGAACAAUCCAAUUUUACAAGCAAGAGUAAUCAGUUGUACCUCCGUUGGUCCACUGAUCAUGCAACCAGUAAAAAAGGAUUCAAAAUUCGUUAUGCAGCACCUUACUGCAGCUUGACCCACACCCUGAAGAACGGCGGUGUUGUCAACAGGACUGUAGGAGUGGUUGGGAGUCAAGUGCAUUUCUUUUGCAAGCCUGGAUACCGAAUGAUCGGUCACAGCAAUGCGACCUGUAGACGGAACCCCCUUGGCAUGUAUCAGUGGGACACCCUCUUGCCGCUCUGCCAGGCUGUGUCCUGUGGAAUCCCAGAAUCCCCAGGAAAUGGUUCCUUUGCGGGUAACGAGUUCACUUUGGACAGUAAAGUGAUCUAUGAAUGUAAUGAGGGCUUCAAGCUUGAAGCUAGUCAGCAAGCAACAGCAGUGUGUCAGGAAGACGGGUUAUGGAGUAACAAGGGGAAGCCGCCCACUUGCAAGCCGGUACUUUGCUCCAGCAUUGAGGCACAGCUAUCAGAACACGUUAUCUGGAGACUGGUUUCGGGAUCACUGAAUGAGUACGGAGCUCAAGUGUUGCUGAGCUGCAGUCCUGGUUACUACUUAGAGGGCCGGAGGCUAGUACAAUGCCAAGCUAAUGGGACGUGGAGCAUAGGAGAAGAGCGGCCGAGCUGUAGAGUAAUCUCAUGUGGAAGCCUGUCUUUUCCCCCAAAUGGGAACAAGAUUGGAACGUUAACAGUGUAUGGAGCCACAGCUAUAUUCACGUGCAACACAGGUUACACACUCGUGGGAUCACAUGUCAGAGAGUGCUUGGCAAAUGGACUCUGGAGUGGUACUGAGACUCGAUGUCUGGCUGGCCACUGUGGUACCCCAGACCCAAUUGUAAAUGGUCAUAUCAGUGGAGAUGGCUUCAGUUACAGAGACACGGUGGUAUAUCAGUGCAAUCCUGGUUUCCGGCUUGUAGGAACUUCUGUGAGGAUAUGUCUGCAGGACCACAAAUGGUCUGGACAAACUCCUGUUUGUGUCCCCAUCACCUGUGGUCACCCUGGAAACCCUGCCCAUGGAUUCACUAAUGGCAGUGAGUUCAACCUGAAUGAUGUCGUGAAUUUCACCUGCAACACAGGCUAUUUGCUGCAGGGUGCAUCUCGAGCCCAGUGUCGGAGCAAUGGCCAGUGGAGUAGCCCAUUGCCCUCAUGUCGAGUGGUGAACUGCUCUGACCCAGGCUUUGUGGAAAAUGCCAUUCGUCACGGGCAGCAGAAUCUCCCUGAGAGUUUUGAGUAUGGAAUGAGCGUCCUGUAUCAUUGCAAGAAGGGUUUUUAUUUGCUGGGAUCUUCGGCCUUAACCUGUAUGGCAAAUGGCUUAUGGGAUCGUUCUUUACCCAAGUGUCUGGUUAUAUCAUGUGGGCACCCAGGAGUUCCUGCCAAUUCUGUCCUUACUGGAGAGCUGUUUACAUAUGGUGCCAUAGUUCACUACUCAUGCAAAGGGAUCCGGAGUCUUAUAGGUAACAACACCAGAGUUUGCCAAGAAGACAGUCACUGGAGUGGAACAAUGCCCCACUGUACAGGGAACAAUCCUGGAUUUUGUGGUGACCCGGGGACGCCAGCACAUGGGUCUCGGCUGGGAGAUGAGUUUAAGACUAAGAGUCUUCUCCGCUUUUCCUGUGAGAUGGGCCACCAACUGAGGGGCUCCCCUGAGAGGACAUGUUUGCUCAAUGGGUCAUGGUCAGGAAUGCAACCUGUGUGUGAGGCUGUGUCCUGUGGCAAUCCUGGCACACCCACCAAUGGCAUGAUUGUCAGCAGCGAUGGCAUCCUGUUCUCCAGUUCGGUCAUCUAUGCCUGCUGGGAGGGCUACAAGACCUCUGGGUUGAUGACUCGACACUGCACAGCCAAUGGGACCUGGACAGGCACAGCCCCCGACUGCACAAUUAUAAGUUGUGGGGACCCAGGAACACUGGCAAAUGGCAUCCAGUUUGGAAUUGACUUCACCUUCAACAAGACUGUAAGCUACCAGUGCAACCCCGGCUAUCUCAUGGAACCUGUCACGGCAUCCACCAUUCGCUGUACCAAAGACAGCACAUGGAAUCAGAGCAAGCCUGUCUGCAAAGCCGUCCUGUGCAGUCAGCCUCCUGUGGUGCAGAAUGGAAAGGUGGAGGGGACAGAUUUCCACUGGGGCUCCAGCAUCAGUUACAGCUGCGUGGAUGGCUAUCAGCUCUCUCACUCAGCCAUCCUGUCCUGUGAAGGCCAUGGGGUGUGGAAAGGAGAGGUCCCCCAGUGCCUGCCUGUGUUCUGUGGAGACCCUGGAACCCCUGCUGAGGGGAGACUUAGUGGGAAAAGCUUCACCUACAAAUCCGAAGUCUAUUUCCACUGCAAAUCUCCAUUUAUACUUGUGGGAUCUUCAAGAAGAAUCUGCCAAGCUGAUGGCAUGUGGAGUGGUAUACAACCCACCUGCAUUGAUCCUGCUCAUAACACCUGCCCAGAUCCUGGCACCCCACACUUUGGAAUACAAAAUAGCUCCAGAGGAUAUGAGGUUGGAAGCACAGUUUUCUUCAGGUGCAGAAAAGGUUACCAUAUUCAAGGUUCCACGACUCGAACUUGCCUUGCGAAUUUAACGUGGAGUGGGAUACAGACUGAAUGUAUACCUCAUGCCUGCAGACAGCCAGAAACCCCAGCGCAUGCGGAUGUGAGAGCGAUCGAUCUUCCUACAUUCGGCUACACCUUAGUAUACACUUGCCAUCCAGGAUUUUUCCUUGCAGGUGGAUCUGAGCACAGGACAUGUAAAGCAGACAUGAAAUGGACAGGGAAGUCACCAGUUUGUAAAAGUAAAGGAGUGAGAGAAGUUAAUGAAACAGUUACUAAAACUCCAGUUCCUUCAGAUGUAUUUUUCAUCAGUUCUGUAUGGAAAGGAUAUUAUGAAUAUUUAGGGAAAAGACAACCCGCAACUCUAACUGUUGACUGGUUCAAUGCAACAAGCAGUAAGGUGAAUGCCACCUUCACCGAAGCUUCUCAGGUGGAGCUGAAGCUGACAGGAGUUUACAAGAAGGAGGAGGCUCACUUACUUCUGAAAGUUUUUCAGAUGAAAGGUCCAGUAGACAUCUUUGUAAGCAAGUUUGAAAAUGACAACUGGGGACUAGAUGGUUACGUAUCAUCAGGACUUGAAAGAGGGGGAUUUACUUUUCAAGGUGAAAUACAUGGAAAAGACUUUGGAAAAUUCAAGCUAGAAAGGCAAGAUCCUUUAAGCUCGGAUCAAGAUGCCUCAAAUCAUUACCAUGGCACCAGCAGUGGCUCAGUGGCGGCUGCCAUUCUGGUUCCAUUCUUUGCGCUAAUUUUAUCAGGGUUUGCAUUUUACCUCUACAAACACAGAACGAGACCAAAAGUUCAAUACAAUGGCUAUGCUGGACACGAAAACAGCAAUGGACAGGCAUCCUUUGAAAACCCCAUGUAUGAUACAAACUUAAAACCCACAGAGGCCAAGGCUGUGCGGUUUGACACGACUCUGAACACAGUCUGUACAGUGGUAUAGCCCUCAGCGUCCCCACAGGACCGAUUCAUAGCCAUACCUCUGAUGGACAAGCAGUAAUUCCUUUGGUGCCAUAUACCACUCUCCCUUCAACUCUUGCUUUGCUGCAGUGACCUUGAACGUCGUCUACUGACCUUAAACGUACAGCGGGGAUUUCUACUCAAAUGUGCCAGGGUCUUCUGAGGGUCAAACUACAAAUGCAUCUCCAUUUCAAAAGUGGAUUAGAAACGUCUGGCUGCAUCUGCUUGGAAUCAAGGCACACUCCAGGAAGACUGCCGAGUCUCACCGACGCCGUACGCAAUGCCUCAGACUCUCUAUUUCUGUGUUGCUGGGAUGCCUUUCAAUGCAAUCUUCUGGGCACGUGGAUACAUCCUUCGGUGCGGUGACAAAUGGUAGCACCACAAUAUGUGCAUUUUGGUUUUGUUUUUUUUUUAAAACCCCAUGAACAUGAAUACUCUGAAAAAAAAAAUUUAAAAAGCUUUCUUGAAAAAGA
This is a messenger RNA of Carlito syrichta (Philippine tarsier), 5566 nucleotides long. RefSeq names its product CUB and sushi domain-containing protein 1. The transcript is spliced from 34 exons. Bases 175 to 5076 code for a protein of 1633 amino acids. The record is from RefSeq and is a predicted model, not a curated record. Lineage: Eukaryota; Metazoa; Chordata; Mammalia; Primates; Tarsiidae.